Molecule: messenger RNA, 675 nt
Organism: Melozone crissalis (California towhee)
Lineage: Eukaryota; Metazoa; Chordata; Aves; Passeriformes; Passerellidae
Product: cathepsin G-like
Exons: 4
Coding region: 1-675 (224 amino acids)
Biological process (GO): proteolysis
Cellular component (GO): intracellular membrane-bounded organelle; cytoplasm
Molecular function (GO): serine-type endopeptidase activity
Source: RefSeq, a predicted model, not a curated record
AUGGCUUAUUUAACAAUUGAAAAUGGCUCAAAACCUUUUAAUUGUGGAGGGUCCCUGAUUCGCCCAGACGCAGUGCUCUCAGCAGCUCACUGUGUGGAUAAAAAAGGGACAGUGAGCUUCACUGUGAUUCUGGGAGCCCACAAUGUAAACAGAGAAGAACCGAGCCAGCAGAAGAUCCCUGUUGAAAAAUGGGUCAUCCAUCCUGAAUAUUCCCGUAAAGGCUUCAUAAAUGACAUUGUGCUGCUGAAGUUAUGGCCCAACACUAGCUUUCUCCCAGGGGCCAAGAUCAAUGAGUAUGUGCAAUAUAUCUCCUUUGCCAAGGAAAAUGAACAUGUGAGAGUAGGAGCCUUAUGCAGGGUGUCUGGCUGGGGCUGGACAUCUGAGAAACCACCGGGGAGUGAUGUCUUGAGGGAGGUGGAACUGAAGGUGCAAAAGGAUAAAAUCUGUCAGAAGUUUUCCAAAUACUUCCAGCCUCAGUCUAUGAUCUGUGUUGGUGAUGAAAACCGUAAAAAAUCAACUUACAAGGGUGAUUCUGGUGGCCCAUUAGUCUGCAAUAAGAAGGCUCAUUUCAUUGUUUCUCAUGGAUAUCAUGACCCCCUCUUCCCUAAGGCAUUCACCAGGAUCUCCCACUUUGAGCCGUGGAUCCAUGAGCAGCUGACAAGGUUUGCACUCUAA